AAUGGAGGUUGCAUCAGGAUUUGUACACAUGAUUUAUGAAGACAAAGAUGCUAAUAUUAACAUUCCUCUCUUAGGCGUAGACAUGUACAGUUAUAAUAAUUCCAAGUAUCAACUUAGAAAAAAUUCUGAAAGAGUUGAAUUUUUCAAGUUAUUUCCUCAAUACCUUGAAAUAUAUAUUGUUGUGGAUAAAAAUCUGUUUGAUUAUAUGGGCUCUGAUAUAAAGGCUGUAACACAGAAGGUUAUUGAGAUAAUCGGACUCCUUAACACUCUUCAAGAAACAAAUUCACUUCAUAGGAGCCACAGUUCCUGGAAAAAUAUGUAAUAAGGAUUAUUCCGCAGGAGUU
Messenger RNA from Miniopterus natalensis, 344 nucleotides. The record is from RefSeq and is a predicted model, not a curated record. Lineage: Eukaryota; Metazoa; Chordata; Mammalia; Chiroptera; Miniopteridae.